Messenger RNA from Cladocopium goreaui, 1828 nucleotides. NCBI's taxonomy places the organism in Eukaryota, Dinophyceae, Suessiales, Symbiodiniaceae. The record is from the annotation of a GenBank genome assembly.
CAGGAUGUGGCUGACCCAGCUCAGGAGCUGGCAGGCCGUUCUCUGAGCCUUGACCUAGAUCCUGAACGCCGAGAAGUGCCCGCGACGGAGAUGGAGCUGCCAGCAGAAGUCGGACCGGAAGCUCUGGAAGAGGUGAAAGAAACAGAGGAUCAGCAGCCCGAAGAGUGUGACGCUGGCCGUGCGGCUGCGCUCGAAGCGGAGCAAGAGGCGCAACGCAUGCGACUCUUCCGGUGCCCCUUUGCGGAGGGGGUGGAUCUCACCUAUGUGAAGCGAGAUAGGCAAUUUCCCUACAGCAACAUGGAGGAUCCCGAGGAGAACAAGCGCCUGGGCCGGAGGCAAUUGCGGCACUGGAUUUCGGAGGUUUAUGCUGCGAAACGCCUAGAAGAUCGGCGCCGGGACAAGGCCAAAGUGCCACGAAGGCAGAUGCAUUUCAUCAUGCAGGAGAUGUUGAGACGGCAGGUCGGUGUUAAGAGUCUGGUGCACCAGCGCUCCUGGCAGCUCCUUGAGGCGGUUUGUGAACAUGCGGUUGCUGAUGUGGCCGUGGGUCUCUUUGCCGACUUUUUGGAUGGCACCCGCGAUCUUGACGAGCUUUCGUUCUACCUCUACUGCUCACAUCUCAUCGCAACGGUUCCGGAAGAAGCACAGGUCUUGCCGCCGUCCAGGGUACCAAUGGGCUAUGUCAGUGAAAGCCGCUGCCUCCGAUUGGUGGAACUGCUCUUUUCUGACCUCCCCAAGGCCAAAACAGUGGUUCAGGAGGAAAUUGAGAAGCAGGUGCCGCUGCCUGGCUGGGCCGUUGGAACCGUUGGAACCGUUGGCUCCACAGCGAUGAGCUCCUUGGAGGAUCUCAGUUACAUGAGCUUCGAUGAAAGCCUCGCAAACACUCGAUGCAUCGAAGCGGACGCAUUGUGCCGUGCCCUACUUGAAGGCUGGAGAGUGUGUUGCUUAUUGCUGAGCAAGAGCAUGCCGCAUUUUAGCUGGCGCGACACCAUCUUGGCCUUCAUCCAAGCUGAUGUCCACAGCCGUGGCUGGCUCGAUCCGCACGAGGUCCAGAAGGCGGAAAUUCCUCCCGCGGCGCGGAAAUCACGCAGCCUUGACGACACGGUGGCCUUGACAGAUCACACCUCGUUGGGAGCCUUUGUUUUUCGCAUCGUGCAGCAUCUGGGUGGCCUUACGGAGGCAUCACUGAAAGAGGAUGUCGUGGCGGAGACGGCCUUGGAGUUUCCCGGACAGAAGGAACAGCAGAUCUGCUUUCGGCUUUGCUUGGUCGCCUUCAGAUCCCUGGAGCGCAGCUUGGGAGUCUAUUUGAAAUGGUUGCUUCACAGCGAAGAACCUCGAGAUCGCUCAGUGUACAGAUCGGUUACGGGGCGAAUCUUCGCGGUGAGGCGCGCGAUUCGCCUGGGAAGAGCCUGGCCACUGAUGCACAACCUCCGGUCUUUACUGGUCCUGCUACUGAGCCAUCAGUUUGAUCUGCAGCUGACUAGGGAAGAGGCGCAACCCGAACAUGUUGGCUGGGAACUGACAGCCCUUCUCCACGUACUCCGAGAAAGUUGGAGGAGGGGCGCCAGCGGGGUGGGACCCGACUUCGGCACUGAGUUGGAAGAGGUGGGCGAGAACGAGCUGCGCGACGAGGUGCCCGAGCUCCCGGAGAGCGCGAGCCCGCAGAGCCCGCAGAGCCCGGUGCCGCUGACGGGGCGGGAACGGCCGCCAUUGGGACCUUCGGUGAGUUUCACGGUGGGCCAAAAACUGGCCUGCGACUAGCGAAGUUUUUUUGGGGAAGGGGGAACUUCUGACAGUGAUGGUUUUUCUUCGGUGUGGUUGUUGAUUUCUG